GAGAACGGAGUCUAUUAGCUAAAUGGAUUGAAGGAGUAACACCAUCUCCUCACAGAGGGAGGAGGGAAAUGGAGGAGUGAUCAGCGAAUAGAAUGGCUGUCUCCCUCUUCCUCUCCCUAUCUCCCUACCUCCCUACCCCGGUCCUUACUCAAGAACUCGACAUCGUGCGUGCGUGCGUGCGUGCGUGUGUGUGUGUGUGUGUCUUGGUGGGCGCCAGCCGCGGUGCUAGGUCCGGAGUCGAACUUGGCGUUGGAAAAGUAAGUGACUGUCCUUGGGAAGCCGCAGUUCGGUACGUGGAUGUGCGAGUCGAGGUGGCUCGGCCCAAUUGUUUCAUGCCGCAGACACGUUUAUGUUCGGGAGUAGCGGGCAUUUCCCAUGUAUUCGUACUCUAUCAAACACAGACAAACGGAGGGGGGUCCAGAGAAGUAAGGAGCAUCAUCGCCUUAGAAAACUCGUGAAUGGGACGUGAGAGACUGGACUGAUGGACCGAAAGCAGACAGUUGAGCGCAACAGCAAAACGUAGUCUCAGACUUUUCUUCAUGUAUACUCUUGUGUAUGUCUGUAUCUCUUAUCUUAAUCUAGAACUAAGAGAAACGCCAACCUAACGCCAGCCCCAUUUAACUUUGAGGCUUUACUCAUUUUUUUCUCUCGUCUUUUGUACGGCGUGUGUAUU
Colletotrichum godetiae is the source of this 673-nucleotide messenger RNA. RefSeq lists its product as uncharacterized. Lineage: Eukaryota; Fungi; Ascomycota; Sordariomycetes; Glomerellales; Glomerellaceae. Bases 93 to 458 code for a protein of 121 amino acids. The transcript has a single exon. The record is from RefSeq and is a predicted model, not a curated record.